Ricinus communis (castor bean) is the source of this 2076-nucleotide messenger RNA. RefSeq names its product signal peptide peptidase-like 4. The record is from RefSeq and is a predicted model, not a curated record. Gene Ontology annotation, biological process: membrane protein proteolysis. Gene Ontology annotation, cellular component: lysosomal membrane; lumenal side of endoplasmic reticulum membrane; Golgi-associated vesicle membrane. The coding region runs from base 99 to 1715 and encodes 538 amino acids. Gene Ontology annotation, molecular function: aspartic endopeptidase activity, intramembrane cleaving. Lineage: Eukaryota; Viridiplantae; Streptophyta; Magnoliopsida; Malpighiales; Euphorbiaceae. The transcript is spliced from 14 exons.
UCCAUUUCACAUUUCUCCUCUCUGCCUCUUCUCUAAUCUCUCUCUCUCUCUCUCUCUCUCUCUCUCUAAAACCCUAAAGAAAGUAAUCAAUCUUGAAAAUGGAAAUAAAAUUAAGUAUAUACUUAAUUGUGAGCGUAUUAGCUUUAAGUCCUUGUUAUGGUUCAGCUAGUGAUAUAGUACAUCACGAUGAUGUAGCUCCUAAGAGACCUGGUUGCAAUAACGACUUUGUUCUGGUAAAAGUUGCUACUUGGGUUGAUGGUAUUGAAAACAUCGAGUAUGUUGGUGUCGGUGCUCGCUUUGGUCCUACUUUGGAAUCGAAGGAAAAACGUGCCAAUAAAACUAGACUUGUUUUGGCAGACCCUCCUGAUCUUUGCAUUCUGCCAAAGAAUAAGCUUAAUAGAGAUGUCAUUUUGGUGCGCCGAGGUAACUGCAGCUUCACUACCAAGUCAAAUAUUGCUGAAGAGGCUAAUGCUUCAGCUAUUCUUAUAAUAAAUUACCGGACAGAGCUUUUUAAGAUGGUUUGUGAAGCAAAUGAAGCUGAUGUAAUUAUAGGCAUUCCUGCUGUCAUGCUUCCACAAGAUGCUGGAGCAAGCUUGGAACAUUAUGUUAAGAAUAGCUCCACAGUUUCUGUGCAGCUAUAUUCUCCACAGCGUCCUCUUGUUGAUGUUGCAGAAGUGUUCUUAUGGCUCAUGGCUGUUGGUACCAUAUUAGGUGCUUCUUAUUGGUCUGCAUGGAGUGCCAGAGAAGUGACUAUAGAGCAGGAUAAACUUUUAAAGGAUGGUUCAGAUGACUUUCAACAAACAGAAGGUGUUCCAUCCAGUGGUGUUGUUAACAUCAACAUAACAUCUGCCGUUCUCUUUGUUGUGGUUGCUUCAUGUUUCUUGGUCAUGCUUUACAAACUCAUGUCAUUGUGGUUUAUGGAUGUUCUGGUGGUUCUGUUCUGCAUUGGUGGCACAGAGGGCUUGCAAACUUGCUUGGUAGCUUUGUUAUCGUGUUUCAGAUGUUUCCAACAUGCUGGAGAAUCAUUUAUAAAAGUUCCCUUCUUUGGUGCUGUCUCACAUUUGACAUUGGCCGUCUCUCCCUUCUGCAUAGCAUUUGCUGUUGUUUGGGCAGUGUACCGGCGUGUUUCAUUUGCCUGGAUAGGUCAAGACAUCCUUGGCAUCACACUAAUCAUCACGGUUCUUCAGAUUGUUCACGUACCGAACCUCAAGGUGGGAACAGUUCUUCUCAGUUGCGCAUUUUUGUAUGACAUCUUCUGGGUGUUUGUUUCCAAGCUGUGGUUCAAGGAGAGUGUAAUGAUAGUGGUGGCUCGGGGUGAUAAGAGCGGAGAGGAUGGUAUACCAAUGUUAUUGAAAAUCCCACGGAUGUUUGAUCCUUGGGGUGGCUAUAGUAUUAUCGGUUUUGGUGAUAUCAUUUUGCCUGGAUUGCUUGUUGCUUUUGCAUUAAGGUAUGAUUGGCUGACAAAGAAGAAUCUUCGAGCAGGUUACUUUCUGUGGGCCAUGACUGCUUAUGGUUUAGGUCUUCUAAUCACUUAUGUGGCUUUGAACAUGAUGGAUGGGCACGGCCAGCCAGCACUGCUCUAUAUUGUUCCGUUCACACUUGGCACUUUUUUGACACUGGGAAAGAAGAGAGGUGAACUCAAAGCACUAUGGACAAGGGGAGCUCCUGAGAGGCCUUGCCCACACAUCCGAUUUCAACCCCCUCAAUCUCAAUAACAAAGACAAAAGGUUAAUGAACACAACUCACUGUAGUUUUUUUAUUAAUUUUAGGGUGUUUAGUACACGAUGGAGCUCAAAAAACGUCACCUGUAUAAGUUGUAGGAGAGCUGAUAAUACUUGUACGUAACCAUAAAAAUGUGUGUUGGAAGUGAAUUUAGAAUGAGGCUUGACCAACAUGCGUUGUUGUAUUAGGCAUGUAAGCCUAAGCACCACUUUCCUUAGGCUUAAUUAGGUUACCAUAAUUUUAUCCUUGUUUCAAGUAUAUCUAUAAUUUUAGCGAUCCUGUUUAAAUAUUUCAAAGCUGUAGUAAAUACCUUUCCGUUCAGAUAGUUGUGGAAUGAAUGAGAAGUCGACUCUC